AUGGAGGAGGCCAAGGCCUCUGACUCUUCCAGGAGCCCGGAAACACCCCCUGAGCCCCAUGACCCUGCCAGUUCCCUGCCCCCGACACCCCGGAUGGAGAGCUACUCCAAGGAGGAAGAUCCUUCCGGGGCUGGCGGUGGCCUGGGCGGCAACAGCAGGGGUCCCCGGACCCAGAACCCCAGGAGCCACUCGGCGGAGGCGGUGCUGGGCCGCAGGAAGCACCGCCGGCUGCCCUCCAAGCGCAAGCGGCACUGGCGGCCCUACCUGGAGCUGAGCUGGGACGAGAAGCAGCAGCGGGACGAGAGGCAGAGCCAGCGGGCCUCCCGGCUCCGGGAGGAGAUGUUCGCCAAGGGCCAGGCCGUGGCGCCCUACAACACCACCCAGUUCCUGAUGAACGACCGGAACCCCGAGGAGCCGGACCUGGACGUGCCCCGCGGGGCCUCCCACCCGGGCUCCGGCGAAGAGAGCGAGGCGGAGGGCAGGGGCCGGCCCGGCCAGGCUCCCGGCGAGUUCCAGCAGAGGGACUUCUCCGAGACCUACGAGCGCUUCCACACGGAGAGCCUGCAGGGCCGCAGCAAGCAGGAGCUGGUGCGGGACUACCUGGACCUGGAGCGGCGGCUGUCGCUGGCGGAGGAGGAGACCCGGCGGCUGCAGCAGCUGCAGGGCCGCGCCAGCCGCCAGUCCUGCCGCCAGGUGGAGGAGCUGGCUGCCGAGGUGGAGAGGCUGCGGACAGAGAACCAGCGGCUUCGGCAGGAGAACGAGAUGUGGAAUCAAGAGGGCGGCCUUGGCAACGGGGAGCCAGGCACCUAG
Pipistrellus nathusii (Nathusius's pipistrelle) is the source of this 810-nucleotide messenger RNA. The record is from the annotation of a GenBank genome assembly. Lineage: Eukaryota; Metazoa; Chordata; Mammalia; Chiroptera; Vespertilionidae.